ACACAAGAGCUUAGAAGCCCAGCAGGCGCUGUGAUAUGUAACUGCUGUUUUGCGACAGGGACAAAAACGAGCGCCUUGCUCUUUCCGGUCCGAGCGGAGAGUCUCAUGUUUCAGCUCCUCCUUCACAUUCCAGGCCUGCCCAGGCUCCUCUCCAAAGAUUUCAAAAAUGGAGCCUUUCUCUACCAGUUAUCCUCUGAAAUACUCAGUGCCCAAAACCAGGGUCUUUGUUGUCUUCCUGUCAAUGGUUUUGUGCACCACCAUUCUCUGCCUGCUGCAACUCAGGUUUUUUAAACAUAAAAGCAAAGAUUUUUACUCUUUUGAAGUCAAGGAUUCGCGAGGAAGGAUCAUUUCCUUGGAGAAGUACAGAGGGAAAGCAACUUUGGUUGUAAACGUGGCCAGUUACUGCCAACACACAGACAAAAAUUACAUCGCCCUGCAAGAGCUGCACAGAGAGUUUGGUCCCUCCCACUUCACUGUGCUGGCGUUUCCCUGCAACCAGUUCGGAGAAUCAGAGCCUAGUUCAAGCCAGGAAAUAGAAUCUUUUGCCAAAGGAAACUAUGGAGUAACAUUCCCUGUUUUCCACAAAAUCAAGAUCCUAGGAUCAGAAGCAGAUCCCGCCUUUAAAUUUCUAAUAGAUUCUUCAAAGAAAGAGCCUCGAUGGAAUUUCUGGAAGUAUCUUGUCAGCCCUGAGGGUAAAGUUGUGAAAUUCUGGAGGCCCGAAGAGCCAAUAGAAAGUAUCAAACCAGAAGUAACAUCGUUAAUCAGGCAGAUUAUCAUGAAGAAAAGAGAAGACCUCUGAAAAAGCCAUUCAACACCUUGGGUAUACAGCCUUUCUACAUUCCUGGGAAAUGUUUCUAGAAGCUAAACCAACAGGUGAUUUUGCUGCUCUUUAGCAUUGGUGUUUGCAAUUUGUCUGUUAAUUCUGGAUUGGCUCCUGCAGUGGCCCCAAGGGACCAUCAAUUUGCAUAAGCGGUUUAUGAUUUCUUUUUCUGAACUGCUGACAAUAGCUAAUUAAAAUUGUAGAUAGAUAGUUAGAAAGAUAGCUAGAAAGAAGGUUUAUUAAUAAGUUACUCACUAUUUACGCAGUUUUGUGGUUUUUUCCCAUCUCCCAGUAACAAAGAGAUUUUAUAUUCCAUCAAUACAUAAUUGCCCUGUUAUGAAAGACAUGGGACACAGAGACAUCCAUAGCAGGGUUUCUAGACACAAAUGUAAUUGAAGAU
Hirundo rustica (Barn swallow) is the source of this 1220-nucleotide messenger RNA. It is a transcript of the gene GPX8, whose product is annotated as glutathione peroxidase 8 (putative). Gene Ontology annotation, biological process: response to oxidative stress. The record is from RefSeq and is a predicted model, not a curated record. Bases 167 to 799 code for a protein of 210 amino acids. The transcript has 3 exons. NCBI's taxonomy places the organism in Eukaryota, Metazoa, Chordata, Aves, Passeriformes, Hirundinidae. Gene Ontology annotation, molecular function: glutathione peroxidase activity.